UAGGUCACUAGCAGUAGUCUUGAACGCUGUUCCUGAGCAAGCUCCCAAUCAGCAAUUUGAAAGAAAGAAUAAUUUCCCUUGACCCACCGGGAAAUGAGCCGCAGAUUUGGCGAUGUUGGGCUUGGAGCCUGGUAGGUUGUAGUGAAUGUCAUCCCCUCCAUAGGGGGGAAUUGAGAGGGGGGGCUGUGAAGGGACUUGUCCUACGCCUGUCACAUCCCCAUCAUUCAUAUACUUGAAUGUUUCUCUCCCCCCUCCUCCUUCUCUUUCUCUCCUUCCCUUCUCACGAUUUGACGUCCCUCGCAUUUUCGCCCUCUCCCACGGUAGUCACUCCUUUGCACUACAUACACGAAGUUUUACUUCCAGUCACUCUUUGAAUUACACUCUCCAAUAUCCCUACCUACUAUCAUUCUUUACAUCACACACAAGACACGAAAGUGAAAUCGAAAAAAUGCGUUUCUUCUCCACUGCCCUCGUCUCUGCCCUUGCGGCCCUGGCCUCUGCCUACACUCAGCCCGACUACUCUCAGAGCCCCACCGGCAAUGCCAUCCUCACCCCCGAACUGAACCAGAUUGUUCCUGCUGGCAAGCCCUUCGAGAUCACCUGGGACCCUACUACCUCGGGUAGCGUGUCUCUGGUCCUUCUCCGCGGCCCCAGCACCAACGUUGUCCCCCUCGAGACCAUCGUCGAAAACAUCGGCAACUCUGGCAGCUACUCUUGGACUCCCAGCACCACCCUCGAGCCUGACACCACCCACUACGGCAUCCUUCUCGUUGUUGAGGGCACUGGCCAGUACCAGUACUCCGUCCAAUUCGGCAUCUCCAACCCUGCCUACUCUUCUUCUUCCUCUGUUGCCGCUGCUACUAGCACCACUGCCGCCGCUGCUGUGAGCUCUGAUGCCUCCGAGACCAGCGUCAUCAUCAGCAAGAUCACCAGCACUAUCUGCCCUGAGACUGCCACCGCCACUGCCGACGUCAAGCCCACUUUCACCUCCGUCCCUGUUGUCGGUGGCAACAAGCCCUCCAGCUUCGUCGUUGCUCCCACUGCCUCCGGCUCUGCCAGCCUCAUCCGCAGCUCUGCCACUCCCUCCGGCACCCCUGCUGCCAGCAGCUCUUCCGUCUCCCCCGUCUUCACCGGUGCUGCUGACCGCAACGCCAUCAGCCUCGGCGCCGUCGCCGUCGGUGUCGCUGCCGUCCUUGCUUUCUAAGCGGAGCAGCAAUCCAGCAUUCUUAAGGAAUUUGUAAAGUGAUGGAGGAUGUACCUAUCUGAGACAGUUGUAUGUACAAGAACGCGCCAGAGCGCGAGUGAGUUGUUGAGAGUAUUUACGUUUGCAGCGAUUCGAUUCGAUUCGUCGACUCUUUACUUAUGACAAUAUACCCCCAUAGUUAAUGAGCAAGGGUAAUAAUAAGAGCAUUGUAUUAUACCAGAGCUGCAUUCAAGGAC
Molecule: messenger RNA, 1440 nt
Organism: Aspergillus costaricaensis CBS 115574
Lineage: Eukaryota; Fungi; Ascomycota; Eurotiomycetes; Eurotiales; Aspergillaceae
Product: GPI anchored serine-threonine rich protein
Exons: 1
Coding region: 449-1204 (251 amino acids)
Source: RefSeq, a predicted model, not a curated record